CCGAAUGUACUGAAAUUAACGCCGGUUUAAUAUUGUGUUGAAUCAGCCAGCAAUGUACGAUAUAUGAAAGUCUUCUUGAUUAUGGUAGUUCCACUAAAUUAUCAUCAUAUUAAAAUUAUUGUUGAAGUUCAAUUUAAAACAAAAAGUGCACUGAGUGAAUAGUGUGAAGAUGGCCGCCAAACGGAGUUUAGUAGAAGUGCCGCUAGGUGAAUGGAAAAAAUUACGCGCGCUUUUUAAAAAUAAUUGGCCAAGGCAUAUUCUGCCUUUCAUCGCUAUUGAAAACUAUGAACGCUUGAAAACGACUCAUAAACCCGAUACUAAAAUAUUCUGCUUAGACAAUGAUUGGUCAGAUGGAACAUUUAUACUCAAGGACGAAUCUAAUGUAACUAUUUACACUUUGCAAGAAUCUUGUGAAAGACUUUAUGAUGCAUUAUUAUUAUUGGACUGGUCUGAGGGAAUACUACUACAUCCUUUCGAUGUUGCACAUCGAGAUGUUUUAGAAAAAGUAAAAGCAAAAUUACAUUUAAGAACAAAUGAUGGAUAUGUUAGCGAUGGAGCUUCUACUAUGUAUUGGAUGAGCCGAGAGAAGGCAUUGCUAUUAGACGAUGAACCACCCAGUGAUUGUGAGUUUCGAAAUUUAGAGGAUAAAGAUUCUUUUAUAAUAAAUAGUUUGUGGCCACAUGGGACUCCUGAAUCAGAGGCUUACAUAAAAUUGAUGAUUGCAAUAAAUCCAACUCGAGGUUUAUAUGGCAAAGAAAAGAAUGAUCUCAGAUCAUGGAUACUAAGCCACACAAAUGGUGUUUUAUUAGCACUUCAGACAUCUCCAGACCAUUUACGAAAAGGAUAUGGUGAGUUAACAUUGAAGAGCAUGGCUAAGUUGAAAGCUAAAUUAGGACAAGAUACAAUAGGAUGUGUUGUACCUGGAAACGUAAACUCCCAUAACUUAUUUAAAAAACUGAAUUUUACAGAGAUUGAAGCAAAGUAUUGGACUGGAAUGAAGUCAUUGUGA
Ctenocephalides felis (cat flea) is the source of this 1009-nucleotide messenger RNA. RefSeq lists its product as uncharacterized. Bases 170 to 1009 code for a protein of 279 amino acids. Gene Ontology annotation, molecular function: acyltransferase activity, transferring groups other than amino-acyl groups. Lineage: Eukaryota; Metazoa; Arthropoda; Insecta; Siphonaptera; Pulicidae. The transcript has 6 exons. The record is from RefSeq and is a predicted model, not a curated record.